AUGAAAUUAUUACUCACUCUCCUUGUAAUUUUACUUACUUUCUCUGCUUUUGUUUCAGCAGAAGAGGCUUACUUUGCAUUUAAGACACAUGGAAGCAAACAUGACUUUGUAUUCAAAUUAACAGACCUAAACAAAAUUGAAAUGGCAAGAGACAUUUUAUCAGGAAAGGAAACUGAAAAUACUCACGUAAUGGGAAGAAUUAAACUCAAAGGAAAAGAUUAUAACCCACAUUACAGCUUCCAUUUAGAUCCAGAUCAAACUUCUUUUUUCAAAUUUGCUAUUGAAGUUUGUGAUGCUACCCUUCAAUAUGCUGAAGAAAAUAUUGAUGAGGUUGGUGGUGCUUUCUUACCAGGUAAUAUAUUCUGCCCAUGGUCAAGUCAAUUAACCAAAGAAGUUAAAAUUAAAUAA
Messenger RNA from Dictyostelium purpureum, 408 nucleotides. RefSeq lists its product as uncharacterized. The record is from RefSeq and is a predicted model, not a curated record. Lineage: Eukaryota; Evosea; Eumycetozoa; Dictyosteliales; Dictyosteliaceae. Bases 1 to 408 code for a protein of 135 amino acids. The transcript has 4 exons.